CAUUUUGACUGCUCGCACCACCAAAUUUAAAAAAUUGUUCUCCCGUCUAGGUCGACAUUGCUCCAUUCAAUUUUCAGCAUCAUAACGCCAAUUGGGAAUUUCUCCAGCUCCAACUCCAAGUAAAGCUCUCGUCAGCUUAGAAAAAAAAUUAAAAAGAACGUCAUGAAGAUCACAGCAGCGCGAGCUCUCCGAAACGCGGCCAAUGGCUUCCAAAGCCGUGCCUACUCACAAGCCGCCGCCAAGCCCAGGCAUCUCAUGUCCAUCAGCGACCUCAAGCCCUCAGAAUUCUCCGCCCUGGUGCGCAAUGCCGCCGCCCGGAAACAGGACGUCAAGUCUGGCCGAGUGCCGCACCUGAGCAACGGCCUGGCGGGUGAGACGGUGGCCAUGAUGUUCAGCAAGCGAAGCACCCGGACUCGAGUCUCGACUGAGGCUGCGGUUACAAUGCUGGGGGGACACCCCAUGUUCCUCGGCAAGGAUGAUAUUCAGCUUGGUGUGAAUGAGUCGCUAUAUGACACCUCUGUUGUAAUUUCAUCAAUGACAUCUUGUAUGGUCGCUCGAGUCGGCCCUCAUUCAGAUGUCACAGGACUGGCCGAGCACUCGACCGUGCCUGUUAUCAAUGCCCUCUCAGAUGAUUUCCACCCCCUGCAGACCAUUGCUGACUUUCUCACCAUCUACGAGGCCUUCCCAUCUUCUGUCUCAAGCGAUAACAGCCUCAACCUCAGAGGCCUCAAGGUUGCCUGGGUCGGCGACUCCAACAACGUGCUGUUCGACCUAGCCAUCGGCUGCGUCAAGACCGGCGUCGAAAUCGCUGUCGCCUCGCCCCAGGGCUACGGAAUCCCCGACCACAUGAGGGAGCUCAUCAACUCAGCCGCCAAUGGUGUCAAAUCACCCGGCAAGCUCUCAGAGACGACUGUUCCCGAGGAAGCCAUUAAGAAUGCCGAUAUCCUUGUGACCGACACCUGGAUCUCAAUGGGACAGGAGGCUGAGAAACAGAAGAGGCUCAAGGCUUUCGCCGGCUAUCAGAUCACCAACGAACUGGCAACUCGGGGCGGUGCCAAGGAUAACUGGAAGUUCAUGCACUGCCUGCCCCGACACCCUGAAGAAGUUGCGGAUGAGGUCUUCUACAGCCCGAGGUCUCUCGUCUUCCCCGAGGCGGAGAACCGACUCUGGGCAGCUGUUGCGGCAUUGGAAGGCUUCGUUGUAAACAAGGGUGUUCUCGAGUAAUAUUAAAUUUAAAACUUAUGUAGUUUUCUUUUUAGGAAGAAACUUUUUGCAUAUUCUCAAAAGCACAGGCGGUUUAAAAAAAAAAUCGAAUUCAUACAAAACUGCUAUAAACCAACGAACAUUCCCUUUACCAGACGCCAAGUGUCCCAAAUGGCACUAGCUAGGUACAAUUAAUACUCGUAGAAAAUCAUGACUUUAACCAGGAGGAAGCUGGCUGGCAUCAACAACCUCGUCGGCAUCCUUAAUGAUAGGCUCCUCGGCGUGCUUGGCAAGUGGUGAUCUGGGCAGGGCCAUCAGACCAGUACGGGCAGAUUCCAAAAUUCCAAAGGGAGAAACCAGCUUCAAGAAUGAGUCAAUUCUCAACGGCUUAGCGGAGACUUCAACAAUGCAGCUGGUAGUGCUAAUAUCCAGCACCUUGCCUCCGAACUGGUGGGCGAAAUAGGUGAUGGUCUUCAAGUGCUCGUGCUUGUGUCGGAGGGCCUCACUGGCAGCUAGCUUGCUAGGAUGGAAGUCCUUGGCCGACUCUUCGAGAGUUCGCUCAAACUCGUUGGUAGACUCGCCAUUGUGCUCGCCGUUGCUGAUUUCGCGGUGGUGGGCGAGCAGCUCCUCAAAGUAUUCGGGUCCGAGAAUGUUGACCUUGGCAAGAAGGAGUUCGCGCUGGACCAGGGCGGCGUUGCUAUAAUCCAGCACAGCCCAGACAGGCACCAGGUCUUCCAGCUGUCUUCUGGCCUGCUCGACAACGCCGUCCUGGCCGGUCAAGACGAUGGUCAUGCGAGACAGAUCCUCCACCUCGGUGUUGCACACAACCAGAGAAUCAAUGUUGAAGCCUCGGGCAGCAAGAAUACCGGAGAGACGAGAGAGCACACCUGGCUCGUUCUGGACCAGGCAGUUGAGGAUGUGACGCUUCGGAGGCGCCAUGGAGGGCGUGGGCGUCUCAUAGAGAAUGUUGGAGACGGCGGCCUGGGCCGACCAGGCUGGAGGAGUGUCGGUGGUGGGCAGGGGAGAAGAGCGGCGGCGCAGGGCCUUGUAGGCAAUGGCAGAGGUUGAGCUGCUGGACGAGCUGUGUCGCACAGUCGUCGUCCGCAUAGCAGUGGGGAAGGACUUUGCAGCGAGGCGCAAAGACGCGCUCCAUGGCCGAAGCGAAGCCAUCCUGCAGUGCCGUGAACCAAUCGAGUUCGGUCACUGGAAGACAGUAGGUCGGACGGCGAUGGAAUGGAUUGUUGGAUGGUUCGUGAGCGUUGAGUCAGUGAAGAUGAAGGAUUUAAAAGAAACAAAAAAAAGUUAGUGGCCUCG
Messenger RNA from Trichoderma atroviride IMI 206040, 2517 nucleotides. RefSeq lists its product as uncharacterized. Gene Ontology annotation, cellular component: mitochondrion. Lineage: Eukaryota; Fungi; Ascomycota; Sordariomycetes; Hypocreales; Hypocreaceae. Gene Ontology annotation, biological process: L-citrulline biosynthetic process. Gene Ontology annotation, molecular function: amino acid binding; ornithine carbamoyltransferase activity. The record is from RefSeq and is a predicted model, not a curated record.